This is a messenger RNA of Culicoides brevitarsis, 1084 nucleotides long. RefSeq lists its product as uncharacterized. Lineage: Eukaryota; Metazoa; Arthropoda; Insecta; Diptera; Ceratopogonidae. The transcript has 5 exons. The annotation marks the transcript as partial. The record is from RefSeq and is a predicted model, not a curated record.
AUGGGAUCCGCUACUGCCAAAGAUGACAUGCAAAGUCCCUUUGUUUCAAGUAAUUGUAAUCCAUCAACAAUCGCUCUGGAGUGUUAUAAAUGCCAAUCUGACAUCGACGCUGGAUGUGCUUUUGCUACUUUGAGCCACGUUCGUCAAUGGGAUAUCGAAAUUUGUUCCGAAUGUGCAGUUUGGAUAAAGAAUCGUGUGACUUUUCGUGGAUGCAAGCCAAAUACGGAAGUUGACCAAGUCGAAGGAUGUCGCAUAAAUUCCUGUAAUGACAUGAUUUUUCCGCGAAAUCGACUUCAAUGUUACCAAUGCGGUGGUAAAGACUGCAUUUUCCCCAAUGAAACUCAUUCGCCGCUGCCUUGUGAGAAUUUUGUGUCAAACGAUCAGUGUUACACGAUUGUUACAGAUUUAAAUGUCACCAAAAAUUACGUGAAGAACAUUUUUCCCUUCAAAACGUUCCGUGGUUGCAUGUCAGACGAUGAAAAUUCCGCCGGAAUGCAGAAAUGUCGUGAAAAUCGUCGAUUUUGUGUCAAAUCUCGCACAAACGCGUACCCGGCAUACACAAAUCUCGCCUGCAUUCAAUGUCAAGACAACACAACGACAGCAUACCCGAAGAAUUGUUUCAACAAAACGGAGACAAUGCCAUGCAAAUCCAUUGUGGGUCGUGUGCCAGCGAAAUGUUACACGCGCUUCGAUGGCGAUUUCGUGACGCGUGGCUGUUACGAUGAAAAUGUCGCGCGCGAAUGCAACCAAGCCGGAAGGCAAUGUCAUGUGUGUCAACGGGCGGGAUGUAAUGGCAAAAUGUAUCGAGCGACGAAAUGCAGGAAAUGUGAUUCGAGGAACGACACGAGAUGCAUUGACGAUGCGUUCACGUAUGAUUACGGGUUUUGCAUGACCGCAAAUGCUAAAGAGAAAUUGGCUUGUUAUCGAUGGGAAGAAGCUUUUUGUGGGAUUUUAGUUGUAGAUGGCACGAAAAUUGUGCAAAGAGGAUGCUGGCAUACGAUUAAGGAUGCGGCGAUGAAACAAGAAUGCAUGUUGAAUACGACGCGAUGUAAAAUUUGUGAUGGGGAGAAUUGUAAUAAGAAAC